GGUGCCGUAGAGUUCCGCGCACGCGCAGUGAGGGCGGUUGUUGAGUAGCAUGCAGCUGAGUUUGUUCUCUGCUCUUUGAAUUAAAAACACUAUCGUCGGAUUGUAUUAUAUCUUUAUUAUUAUUUGAAAUAGCAUAUCGCAGCUAUAGAAACGUGUUUAUCGGAAGAAGAAGGAAGAAAAACAAAGCGGGAUGAAUCAGUUUGAGCAUUUAAAGGAGGAAGACUCUGGAGACCAUGAGGAGAUGAAGGACAGUAACGAUACUGACGGAGGAUCAAUAAACAACAACAACAACAACAUCAGACGCAAGACGGUGACCCCGGGCGCAGGCGAACACCCGCUGCAGUAUAACUACACAUUCUGGUACUCGCGCCGGACGCCCAGCCGACCCGCAAACACACAGAGCUACGAGCAGAACAUCAGACAGAUGGGGACGGUGGCGUCGGUGGAGCAGUUCUGGAAGUUCUACAGUCAUCUGGUGCGACCCGGAGACUUGACAGGACACAGCGACUUCCACCUCUUCAAAGAGGGAAUCAAACCCAUGUGGGAGGACGAGGCCAAUAAGAACGGAGGGAAGUGGAUCAUCCGGCUGAGGAAGGGUCUGGCGUCUCGUUUCUGGGAGAACAUCAUCCUGGCCAUGCUGGGCGAGCAGUUCAUGGUGGGCGAGGAGAUCUGCGGGGUCGUGGUGUCCAUCCGCUUCCAGGAGGAUAUUCUGUCCAUCUGGAAUAAAACAGCCAACGAUCAGGUGACCACGUCGCGGAUACGGGACACGCUGCGGCGCGUGCUCAACCUGCCGCCAAACACCAUCAUGGAGUACAAGACGCACAACGACAGUCUCAAGUACAUGUCACAAUUCACCGGGGAUAAUUCCAGCUUCCGGAACACGAAGAUCGCUUUGUGAAACCAGGAAAUAAUUUUCAUAUGGACACUUUCCCUUUUACACCAUGAGCAGCAAGAACUUCAGAUGUGUGUGUGUGUGUGUGUUUGUGUGUGCGCGUGUACGUGUGUGAAGACUUUCUCCCGUAUCAUUCCAUCGGUUUCAUUAAGUCCGUUUUAUUCCUCAGUAACUGGUUACAUCAGAUUGAGUGUGUGUGUGUGUUUGAAAUGAGAAAAUGAUUAAAGAGAUUCUCUGCAGUUUGGUUCAA
This is a messenger RNA of Labeo rohita (rohu), 1142 nucleotides long. It is a transcript of the gene eif4e2rs1, whose product is annotated as eukaryotic translation initiation factor 4E family member 2 related sequence 1. Gene Ontology annotation, cellular component: cytoplasm; eukaryotic translation initiation factor 4F complex. The transcript is spliced from 7 exons. Lineage: Eukaryota; Metazoa; Chordata; Actinopteri; Cypriniformes; Cyprinidae. Gene Ontology annotation, molecular function: translation initiation factor activity; RNA 7-methylguanosine cap binding. Gene Ontology annotation, biological process: translational initiation. Bases 191 to 898 code for a protein of 235 amino acids. The record is from RefSeq and is a predicted model, not a curated record.